CUCUCUCCGGGGCGGCGGCGGCGGCGGCGCAGGGGAAGGGGCGCGCAGGGGAAGGGGCGGGCAGGGGCCGCCGCCGCUUUCUCCUCCCACCGCCGCGCGCCAGCCCAGCCGAGUCGAGCGGGCACCGCGCCGGGCUCCCGCCGCAGCCGCGCUUCCCGGCACCCAGCGAGCGAGUGGGCAGGCGGGCGGGUGAGGCCGCCGCGGGGGCCGGGCCCGGCGUCCUCCUCGCCGCCCGCAGCGUCCCCGGGCGGGCGCGGGCCGCGAUGGCAGCGGCGGAGCAGGGCUGAGCCCGCUGCCCGCCCGCAGCCCCCGGCCGCUCCGGCCCCAGCCAUGGCGAAGCAGUACGAUGUGCUGUUCCGGCUGCUGCUGAUCGGGGACUCCGGGGUGGGCAAGACCUGCCUGCUGUGCCGCUUCACCGACAACGAGUUCCACUCCUCGCACAUCUCCACCAUCGGUGUUGACUUUAAGAUGAAGACCAUAGAGGUAGACGGCAUCAAAGUGCGGAUACAGAUUUGGGACACUGCAGGGCAGGAGAGAUACCAGACCAUCACAAAGCAGUACUAUCGGCGGGCCCAGGGGAUAUUUUUGGUCUAUGACAUUAGCAGCGAACGCUCUUACCAGCACAUCAUGAAGUGGGUCAGUGACGUGGAUGAGUACGCACCAGAAGGCGUCCAGAAGAUCCUUAUUGGGAAUAAGGCUGACGAGGAGCAGAAACGGCAGGUGGGAAGAGAGCAAGGGCAGCAGCUGGCGAAGGAGUAUGGCAUGGACUUCUAUGAAACAAGUGCCUGCACCAACCUCAACAUUAAAGAGUCAUUCACGCGUCUGACGGAGCUGGUACUGCAGGCCCAUAGGAAAGAGCUGGAAGGCCUCCGGACACGUGCCAGCAAUGAGUUGGCAUUGGCAGAGCUGGAGGAGGAGGAGGGCAAACCCGAGGGCCCAGCGAACUCUUCAAAAACCUGCUGGUGCUGAGUCCUGUGUGGGGCACCCCACACGACACCCCUCUUCCCUCAGGAGGCCCGUGGGCAGACAGGGGAGCCGGGGCUUUGCCCUGCUGCUGUCCUCUUGUGUGAUGACCCUAUUGAGUAUCAGUAGCCACUACUCCCCCUGCCUUGCCCUGAGAGAGGCUCUGCUGUCAUCUCAAGCAGCCCCUGCCCCCAGCCCGUCCACCCUGGAGUGGUCUUCUUCAGCCUGUUUCCCCAGCCACAGGCCUGCUAUGACCCCCAUGAUGUGCCGCAAGCACCGACUCACCACCCCGCACCCCCCAGACAACGGCCGGGGCUGGAGUCCAGGCCACAUUCAGCUCCUCCUUUCUCUGUGCAUCUUGUCUCCUCUCGGCUUUUUCUCUCUUCCCCUACUUCUCUUUCUCUGACCCCUCCCCUCCAGUGCGUUUCGUUAUGAAAGCCCCUCAAACCCCCUCCCCUGUGUGUCCUGCUGUAUGGCGGCUGUCGCAGCUCGUUUUCCUUCCUUCCUAACCUGUCCGAGGGGAUAGACCCAGUCUUGUGGGGAGGUUCCACCCUUGGAUCCAGGAAGAACCCUCCACCCUGCCUCGUGGGUGGGCCAAAGGCUACAGGGUGCUUCUUCCUCUUACCCUCCCCACUGUCCUUCAUGUGCCAUGGGCCUGCCUCCCCAGUGACCUGCGAAAGUGGAGCAUCGAGGUAGGAAGGAAACGGCAACCGGGGAGUCCUUGAGCCUGGGGCCGCCCUACCUCUACCCACUCCCCCUCCAGAGCUUUGCCCUUGCUUGGCUGCCCGCCUGCCCCUUUGGGGAAGUGAGCUCAGAGGCAGGUGCUUCAGAGAAGGAAACAAAAUGAGGGGUGGCAGGGAUAAAAAGUCACCUCCAUUCUCUACCUCCCAUGCAGCAUGAACACAAUUUCUCUCCACCUGACUCCUGAAUUUAAAGACGUGGACCAAGGCCUGUGGGUACUCCAGGGGCAAGGAGAGCCCUGGGGUCAGUGACACUGUCAGGCCAACCAUGCACUCCAGAAAGGGCAGCAUUUGGAAAUGAAGGACUUAUAUCAGGUUAAGAACAAGGGAGAGCUGGCCAGGGAUGGCAGUUUGCACAGCAGAGGGGAAUGUAGCAACAGCAGGGCCUCCUGGGCCCCAUCUUCCAUUUCUUAGGUAAGAAGAGCAUUUCCUCAGACUCCCAGGCAGAGGACUGAGCCCAGCCUUCAGCAACCAAGGUUCUCCUGGGACCCAAAGUUUAUGGGAAAAGGGCAAAUCCUUCAUGGGAAGAGAGAAGGAAGGCCCUGGGUAGAAACGCUUGGUGCUGUUCUCUUCGGCCUUUAAGACAAAGCGCUCAUCUUGCCCUCCAGCUCCCCAUAGGCUUGAGGGUUUGCCAACUGCACUGUGGCUACAGGUGGAGGGAAGAGGACUCCCUCCUCCAGAGUGCUAUGUUCAGGAAGUUUCUUUAACCCCAUAUGGCCCAAGAGUAGCUUGUAGGAGGCCCUUUGAAGAUGGAACAAGUAAUUUACCAGUCCUACUGGGGUUUCUGCCCACCUUCCCAAGGUGGGCGAGGCCUAGGAAGAGAGCUGUUCUUAAGCCACACAUUAGCUGCAUUGCGUGGCUGCAGCCAAAACAAAGAACUGGGUAUUGAGCAUUCAUCAACUAAGGACCAAAAUCCAGGGCACACAUAUGUGAAGGGUAAGAACCCCACUUCCUUACUCCUCCAAAAAGAGGUGGGGAUAGAACCACCAAACCUUUCCUCCUGACUUACCAAACCAGGAAACAGCAGGAGAGGGUGGCUCAGGACUUAGGGACAGGGUAUGGGUUAGAUAGUGGAAAGCAAAGGAGAGCAGGAAGUUAUAAAUCACUGGUUAAUGAGAAACGGAGAGAGCUGACUCUAGGUUGAAGCUGUGACUAGGCUGGAGUUGCUUCCUUGAGGAUGGACUCCUUGGUACCAAGACCUAUGCCACAUCACACUGGGGCUAGGGAGGUGGGUGAUGCCAGCCCUCAGUCUGUCUUCAGCCAGGGACUUGAGAAGUUAUAUUGGGCAGUGGCUCCAACCUAUGGACCAGUAUUUCAGCUUUCCUUGAAGGUCAGGCAGGGUGCCAUUCAUUGUCUUUCUCUCCUAGCCCCUUCAGGAAAGAAGGACUAUAUUUGUAUUGUACCCUAGGGGUUCUGGAAGGGAAAACAUGGAAUCGGGAUUCUAUAGACUGAUAGGCCCUAUCCCCACAAGGGCCAUGACUGGGAAAAGGUACGGGAGCAGAAGGAGAAUCGGGAUUUUAGGGUGUAGCUACGCUCACCCUAAACUUCUGGUGGCCUGGGGCAUGUCUUGAGGCCCAGACUGUUGAGCAGGCUCUGCUGGCCUGUUUACUCGUCACCACCUCUGCACCUGCUGUAUUGAGACUCCAGCCAGCCCCAGGCACGCCACCUGCUCCUGAGCCCCCACUAUCUCCCUGUGACGGGUGAACUUCGUGUACUGUGUCUUGGGUCCAUAUAUGAAUUGUGAGCAGGGUUCAUCUAUUUUAAACACAGAUGUUUACAAAAUAAAGACUAUUUCAAACCACC
This is a messenger RNA of Chlorocebus sabaeus (green monkey), 3506 nucleotides long. It is a transcript of the gene RAB15, whose product is annotated as RAB15, member RAS oncogene family. The record is from RefSeq and is a predicted model, not a curated record. Gene Ontology annotation, biological process: Rab protein signal transduction. Lineage: Eukaryota; Metazoa; Chordata; Mammalia; Primates; Cercopithecidae. Gene Ontology annotation, molecular function: GTP binding; GTPase activity.